AUGGCGGAUAGCAAGCGCAGUAGCAUGGCGGGCAAGGUCGCAACCCCGAAGAUGGCAGGCACGAGCACACCAGCCGCGCAACCGCUACCCGACAACAAUGAGGCGCUUGGGAAGGCUAUAGGCGCACGCAUCAAAGUCACCACCGCUGCACCGGCUCCAAAAACAUACGACGGCACGCUCUUCACGGUCUCGCCGAUUCUGAAUGUUAUUGCCAUCAAUACUCGCGCCGCUUUGGCCAACCCUUCGACGGACGUUGCAUCUCAGCCCGGCGACUACCACAUCAUCCCCAUCUCGCAGAUCCAGAGUUUCCAAGUGGUGUCGUUGGCGAGCGGUGGCAGCGGAAGCGAGAGCAGCGUUGAGAACGCUAAGCCCAGUGUCGGGCUGGUGGACACCAAACGUCUCCGCCGACGUCUGGAUGAACGUGUAGCGGCUGUCCAAGAACAGGAGAAGAACCAGGGCAAGGGCGUCACGAAAGAGGCGCAAGCGAUCUUUGACAGCUUCCGACGGAUGCACGUCUUCUCUCCUCCACGCCUUACAUACCUAAACAUGCCCGUCCGCUGGCAUAACCAGGAGAUGAUAGUGCACGAAGCGAUCAUCAUCGCUCCUCCGUAUAGAAGUGAGGACUGCAAGGGCGCGAAGGACAAGCAGGAAGUGCUUAGUCGCGUGCGCAAGGUACUGGAA
Messenger RNA from Baudoinia panamericana UAMH 10762, 681 nucleotides. RefSeq lists its product as uncharacterized. The transcript has 3 exons. The record is from RefSeq and is a predicted model, not a curated record. NCBI's taxonomy places the organism in Eukaryota, Fungi, Ascomycota, Dothideomycetes, Mycosphaerellales, Teratosphaeriaceae. The annotation marks the transcript as partial.